This is a messenger RNA of Rubroshorea leprosula, 485 nucleotides long. Lineage: Eukaryota; Viridiplantae; Streptophyta; Magnoliopsida; Malvales; Dipterocarpaceae. The record is from the annotation of a GenBank genome assembly.
GCUUUAGUUUCACAAAAGUGAUCAUCCUUUAUUCCUUGGCAACAGACAAGCAGAAGCCUCUAAAAAACUAAUCUCCAAACAAAAGAUUCAACCCUUCCCUACACUAGCAAUUCUUAGCCUUUGGAUCAAGAAUCUCAUUCCAUCAUAUGGGGUCCCACACGGAGUAUGGGCCCGAUUAUGUGUGGAAGAACCUCUGCGGAUAAUGCAAAGAGUGCACGUAGGCUUUGCGUGUUGUGUUUUGGAGUAAGAAAGAGUGCUAUAAAGAGGAGCAGGGAUGCUCCCUAGGUUGAUAUGAUUCCCUAUAAUGGGGACAUGGGGUAGGGGAAGCAGCUUUCCAUCCAAAACUUAUGGUUUGUGUCAUGGAAGAAGACUCAAAAGACUUAUCAAAUACUCUGGUGGGAUGAUGUUAAUCUGUGUAAGCAGAGAAAUGAGAGGCUCAACCCUAACUCCGAGGAAAACAGAAAAGCAAAGUGAGGAAGGGGACU